Messenger RNA from Miscanthus lutarioriparius, 1248 nucleotides. NCBI's taxonomy places the organism in Eukaryota, Viridiplantae, Streptophyta, Magnoliopsida, Poales, Poaceae. The record is from the annotation of a GenBank genome assembly.
AUGGUCAACCUGGCCGCGCUCACGGACGACGUCCUGGCGGACAUCCUCCUCGGGGUGCAGUCGCCGCGGGACCUCGCGCGCGCCUCUGCGUCGUGCUCCUCCUUCCGUCGCGUCAUCUCCAACCCGCUCUUCCUCCGCCGGUUCGGCGCCGUCCACGCGCCGCCUCCGCUCGGCGUCUUCUGCUGCUACCCCGCCUGGGGCGGCGGGGUUGGUGGAUCCCAGUUCUGCGCAGCCCUGCCGUCGCACCCCUCGGCGGCCCUCGCCCGCGCGCUCGCCAGUUCAGCAGACUUCUGCUUCAACUUCCUCCCGCCGGCCGCCAGCGACUGGCUCGUCCGCGACUGCCGUGACGGCCGCUUUCUACUCGACCGCGUCCGGGACUUCUCCACGGCCUUCACCGAGGUCGCAAUCUGCGACCCCCUGUUCCGGAGGUACCGUCUGCUCCCGCCCAUCCCCAACGACCUCGCCGCUUCCGUGGAAAACCCCUACGUCCAGCGCGGCGGCGAUGGCCAAUUGCAGUCACGCAGCAGUGAAAUCUUCCUGGUUUCUCGUAGUGAUGAUAGUGUCAGUGAGAACGACACGGCGUUCACUGUGAUCUGGAUGGCAUGCUGUCGAGGGAAGCUGGUAGCGUUCUUUUACUCCUCAGAGUCACAGCAAUGGUGUGCACUUUCACCGCCUGAAUACUACGCUUUGAGCACGAGAAGAGUCAUGGGCGUUCGACUAGGACAGCGCAACCAUGCUCAUGGGUGCUUCUACUGGAUGGUAGCUCUCACACAUAGGUGGCUUGUGUUGGACACACGCAAAAUGGAGUUCUCCAUCGUGGACAUCUCACCUGUCCUGACAGGCCGUGCAAUGAUGUUCAGUAAUCAGAUUACCACUCUGGAGUCAAGCGAUGGCCGGACUACCGUUGUGGUCUCCGAUGUUUUCCGGCCAGAUAGAAGAUGCAUUCUGUAUUUUUAUACAUUCUUGUAUUUCAGCGACCGGUGGCAGCUUCUGAACAGAAUCACCUUGCCUGAGGAAUGGGGGUAUCGAUUUAGAGGCAUCAUAGGUGCUGCUGAGGGAUACUUAUUUAUAAAGCUAGAUGAUCCUAAGGAGAACCUGAAUGAUCAGAUUGAGCGACAUGUUGAGUAUUUUUCGCUUGAUGUCAAGACAAUGCAGCUUGGGAGUUUCUGUCGGACAACCCUUUUUACUGUGACUGAAGCCUACCUUUAUUGUGGUUUUCCCCCAUCAUUGUCGCUGCCUUCUAUAUGA